CUGCGGCUGGUGGGUGGAGGAAGCCCGUGCGACGGGCGAGUGGAGAUCUUCCAGCACGGGAGGUGGGGCAGAGUCCUGGAUGAGCAGUGGGACGUGCAGGAGGCCAGCGUGGUGUGCCGGCAGCUGCAGUGCGGAGAGGCAGAGGCAGCCUACAACCCCCCGAAGGCUCAGAGAGGGACGGGUCCCGUGGGGCUGCGCGGGGUGCGGUGUGCAGGGCACGAGGCCAACCUGACCCUCUGCAACACCUCCCUGCCUGAGAGUGCGCUGGAAGCAGGGAUUGCCGAGGACGUGGGGGUCGUUUGCCGGGGUGAGUGGCGCUGCACGGCCCCCCCAGGGAGCCGUCAGGUGCGGCUGGUGAAUGGGCGUGGGCGCUGCGCUGGGAGAGUGGAGAGCUACUACCAGGGCGGCUGGGGGAGCGUCUGCGAUGACGGCUGGGACCUGUCUGAUGCUGCCGUCGUUUGCCGCCAGCUGGGCUGCGGAGGGGCGCUGGAGGCGGUUGGCUCCGCUCGCUUCGGGGAAGGCUCCGCUCAGAUCUGGCUGGAGAGCGUGAACUGCUCCGGGGCCGAAGCUGCUCUCUGGGACUGCCCGGCAGGGUCCUGGGGGCAGCACGGCUGCGGGCACAAAGAGGACGCAGGAGUCGUCUGCUCAGAGUUCAUGGCCCUGAGGCUGGAGAACAGCACCAACUGCUCCGGGCGCCUGCAGGUUUUCUACAAUGGGACGUGGGGGAGCGUUUGCUCCAACUCCAUGACUCCUGAAACUGUGUCGCUGGCAUGCAAGGAGCUGGGCUGCGGGGACAGAGGGUCCCUGGAAACACAACGGCCCCACGGCAGGCUGUCUGGCACGGCCUGGCUGGAUCGUGUGGAGUGUGGGGAGAGAAACAGCUCCUUCUGGCAGUGUCCCUCCGCUCCCUGGCACCCGCAGUCAUGCGACGACCUGCGAGAUGAGACCCACAUCACCUGCAAGGGUAAUUCUGAGCUAGCCGGGCACCAGCAUCCCCUGCGAUCCUGCUCCUGCUCUCUGCCUUCUCCAGACAGGGAGAAGAUUCGUGCCGUGGGAGGGGAGAAGGGGUGCUCUGGCCGAGUGGAGGUGUGGCACCGCGGCUCCUGGGGGACGGUGUGUGACGACUCUUGGGACAUGCGGGAUGCCGAGGUGGCAUGCAGGCAGCUGGGCUGUGGCCCUGCGGUGUCUGCCCUGGCCGAGGCUGCAUUUGGGGAGGGGAGCGGCCCCAUCUGGCUGGAGCAGGUGGAGUGCCGGGGGACAGAGCCAUCUCUGCAGGACUGCUGGGCCCGGCCUGGGGACAGCGGUGCCUGCCGCCAUAAGGAGGACGCGGCCGUGAUCUGCUCAGAUCCCACGCGGGGCCGUCUGACCGUCAGCAGGAGAGUCUCAUUGCCCAUCAUCAUGUGCAUCAUCCUGAAAGCCGUUCUCUGCCUGUUCCUGGCCCUCCUGGCCGGGCAA
This is a messenger RNA of Chroicocephalus ridibundus (black-headed gull), 1455 nucleotides long. Its product is annotated as antigen WC1.1-like. NCBI's taxonomy places the organism in Eukaryota, Metazoa, Chordata, Aves, Charadriiformes, Laridae. The transcript is spliced from 5 exons. The annotation marks the transcript as partial. Gene Ontology annotation, biological process: zymogen activation. Gene Ontology annotation, molecular function: serine-type endopeptidase activity. Gene Ontology annotation, cellular component: plasma membrane. The record is from RefSeq and is a predicted model, not a curated record.